AUGAUGGAGUAUGAGGACUUCACCAGCUUGGCUGGGUACCGGAACCCCUCUGACAGUUACCAGUUCAGUCCUGCUAGUGUCAUUGUCCCUGUGGUUUUCUCCCUCAUCUUUCUCCUGGGCACAGUGGGCAAUAGCCUGGUGCUGGCAGUGCUGCUGCGCAAUAGGCAAAUGGGCCACAACACUACCAACCUCUUCAUCCUCAACCUCAGCCUGGCUGACUUCUUCUUCAUUGUCUUCUGCGUGCCUUUCCAGGCCACCAUCUACUGCCUUGAAGGCUGGGUCUUCGGCUCCUUCAUCUGCAAGGCUGUCCACUUUUUCAUCUACCUCACCAUGUAUGCCAGCAGCUUCACACUGGCUGCUGUCUCUGUGGACAGGUACCUGGCCAUCUGCUACCCGCUGCACUCCCGGGAGCUGCGGACCCCCUGCAAUGCCGUGGCUGCCAUGUCCGUGAUCUGGGGCCUCUCUGCGGUCUUUGCAGGCCCCUACCUAAGCUACUAUGACCUGAUCGAGUGGGAGGCCAGCUACAUCUGCAUGCCUGGCUGGGAGGAGUGGAGACGCAAGGUCAUGGACACCAGCACGUUUGCCUUCGGCUAUGUCAUCCCAGUGCUGGUCAUCAGCCUCUCCUACACCAGGACCAUCAAGUACCUGUGGACAGCAGUGGAACCCCUGGAGGACAUGUCAGAGUCCAAGAAGGCCAAACAGAAAGUAACCAAGAUGAUCAUCAUUGUAACCAUCCUUUUCUGCCUGUGCUGGCUGCCCUACCACGUAGUCAUCCUCCGAUACCUCUAUGGAGACUUCCCCUUCAACCAGGCCACCUACGCCUUCCGCCUGCUUUCCCACUGCAUGGCCUAUGCCAACUCCUGCCUCAACCCCAUCGUCUACGCCUUGGUCUCCAAGCACUUCCGUAAGGGCUUCAAAAAAGUCUUCAGCUGCCUCCUGAGGAAAAAGCACCGCAACAAGGUGCACGUGCUGCACGCUGCGCCUCGCUUCGAGGCAGUAUCGACAGAAGUGUUCCAGAUGCAUGGGGACAACAACCGCUGA
Cygnus atratus (black swan) is the source of this 1041-nucleotide messenger RNA. Its product is annotated as galanin receptor 2b-like. The transcript is spliced from 2 exons. NCBI's taxonomy places the organism in Eukaryota, Metazoa, Chordata, Aves, Anseriformes, Anatidae. The record is from RefSeq and is a predicted model, not a curated record. Gene Ontology annotation, biological process: G protein-coupled receptor signaling pathway. Gene Ontology annotation, cellular component: membrane. Gene Ontology annotation, molecular function: G protein-coupled receptor activity. The coding region runs from base 1 to 1041 and encodes 346 amino acids.